Messenger RNA from Salvia splendens (bonfire salvia), 369 nucleotides. RefSeq names its product B3 domain-containing protein REM20-like. Bases 1 to 369 code for a protein of 122 amino acids. Gene Ontology annotation, molecular function: DNA binding. The transcript is spliced from 2 exons. The record is from RefSeq and is a predicted model, not a curated record. NCBI's taxonomy places the organism in Eukaryota, Viridiplantae, Streptophyta, Magnoliopsida, Lamiales, Lamiaceae.
AUGGCGGACGACAACCCAUACGGCGAAUACCAUAGGCGUCCUUCCUUCAUCAAAGUGUUUUCCGGCUCUCGCAACAAAGAGGAAUUGCGUUUACCUCCACAAUGGGUUGCGGAAUAUGGUACUGACUUGCCGGUCGACUGUCAGCUCGUCAUGCCAAAUGGAAACCGCUGGCAAGUCCGCCUGAUUCAAAUAGCCAGUGGAUGCCACUUUUGCGUUGGAUGGUCGGAAUUCCGGCUGUCCAAUAAUAUUUCACAUGGUGAGAAACUAACAUUCACCCUAGUCGACGUGGGCAUUUUCCACGUAAAAAGAUACAAGGCCGGAACCGGUUGCCCCCCACGAGGUGAUCUCGAAAGUGAGCAUCUUGUGUAG